CUUUUAGGGAAUGUACUUGAUCCUAUUCAUUUGUGCUGUGAUAAUCCUGAUUCUGUUUUUUAAAACCUCUGAAAGUACGUUCAAUCUAUGGUUUUGGUCAAAACUUGGACCCACAGAAGAGACCUAUUUCCGCGGAAAAACCGUAUGGAUUGUUGGCUGCAGCAGUGGCAUCGGAGAAGAAAUAGCUUUGCGCCUGUCACAGCUUGAAUGUAGGCUUAUAUUAUCCGCGCGCAGAAAAGAAAAGCUGGACGAUUUGAAGGUAAAAUGUGAUGAAAAACUUUCUAUGCAAACUUCCAUCGUGUUCCCACUGGAUGUGACUAAUUUCAAACAAGUUGCUGAAUGUUGCAAGAAAGUGAAAAUGUUCUUUGGAAAGAUUGAUGUGAUCAUCCUCUGCUGUGGCCAAUCACAACGUGCUGAAUGGAUUGCUGUUGAUUCUAAAGUCGAUGAAGCUUGCUUCCGUGUAAAUGCUCUGGGACCAACGGUACUUGCGCGAGAGUACAUGAAAACUUUGGAUGCGGAUCCAAAUGGAAUCCUACCAUCUACUCAUUUUGUUGUAGUGAGUAGUGUUGCUGGCAUUAUCGGAGCCAUAUUAUCACCAUCGUAUUCAGCAGCCAAGCAUGCUUUGAUGGGAUAUUUCCGGGUGCUGACAGUUGAAUACGCUGCAAAAGGUAUUGAGGUGUCCAUUGUUUGCCCAUCAUUGACAUUUGCUCCGAAUAAUGUGCUGAAUGCGUUUUCUGACGACAUAAACAGGGCGAGUGGCGAAGUGCUCACUGAGCCUACUCCUGCCCACAUGUCAACAGCAAGAUGUGCUCAGUUGAUUUUGUUGGCGGCAGCGAAUCGAAUAGCAGAAUGUUGGUUAAGCCAAAAGGCUUCUAUUCUCUUGCUUUGCUAUAGCAGUCUGCUAAUGCCAGGAAUCACUAAUAGUAUAAUCCAGUGUAUCGGUCUGGAACGAAUCAAACGAAUUCGCACGGGUGGAAGAAGCAAUUGAGAAAAACGAAAAACUAUGCGAUGAUUGUAUACAAGAAGAAAAAGAAACUCUUUAUGUUGCCCAGAUUUCUGCUUCAGGCAUAUUUUUCUGCUGUUUCAACAACGCAAAUCUUUGCUGACAAUGUUUUCAAAAUGCUUGUGCUGACAUCAUUCGGGACGUAAAUAUUUCGAGAAGUUUGAUCCCACAGAACACCAUGAUAUAAUAUAUGCGCUGUGUCGAAGGUGUCGUCUAAACUCUCCCUGGAGUAACCACAGCCCAAUUUUUCUUCGUUCCUGUUGCCUUGUUAUCAGCUUUGUUAUCAUACAUACGGGAUUCUCUGCGUUCUAUGUAGAUUCUUUCUUUGAUGAGCUUAUGCUUGUGAUUGUCGAACUAGCUCUUUUUUGGAAGAUAAAAAUGAG
Molecule: messenger RNA, 1386 nt
Organism: Cylicocyclus nassatus
Lineage: Eukaryota; Metazoa; Nematoda; Chromadorea; Rhabditida; Strongylidae
Source: the annotation of a GenBank genome assembly